GGUCAUAUAAAGCGCAUGCGCAAAGCGCGGCCCCUCUCACACAGCCACGUCCCGUACACCGGUCUAAUCAUGCAGCGCUUGGUUGUGGCCGCUCUGUCCCUGCUGCUCGCUGUCCGUGCCGACAUCGCCGAGGAAGGCGAUGUGCUUGUACUCAAGAAGACCAACUUUGAGGAGGCGCUCACGGCGCACAAAUACGUUCUAGUGGAGUUCUAUGCUCCAUGGUGUGGACAUUGCAAGGCUCUUGCUCCUGAGUAUGAGAAAGCUGCUGGCCUACUGAAAUCUGAAGGUUCAGACAUACGGUUAGCCAAGGUAGAUGCUACUGAAGAAGCAGAACUAGCCCAGCAGUUUGGUGUCAGAGGCUACCCUACAAUCAAAUUCUUCAAGAAUGGAGACAAGUCUUCACCCAAGGAAUACUCAGCUGGAAGAGAGGCUGCAGACAUUGUUAACUGGUUGAAAAAGAGGACUGGACCAGCAGCUGCCACUCUAGAUGAUGAUGCAGCUGUUUCAGCUCUGGUUGAUGCCAGUGAGGUGGCAGUUAUUGGCUUUAUUAAGGAUAAAGAAUCUGACCUGGCCAAAACAUUCUUGGAAGCAGCUGAAGCUGUGGAUGACAUUCCAUUUGGUGUAACCUCCAGUGAUUCUGCUUUCUCUAAAUAUGAAGUUACCAAGGACAGCAUUGUCCUAUUUAAGAAGUUUGAUGAAGGGCGAAAUGACUUUGAUGGUGAGAUCAAAAAAGAGAAUAUUCUGGGCUUCAUUAAAGCUAAUCAGCUACCUCUUGUGAUAGAGUUCACAGAACAGACUGCACCAAAAAUCUUUGGAGGAGAGAUUAAGACUCACAUCUUGUUCUUCUUGCCAAAAAGUGCCUCUGACUACCAAGACAAAUUGGACAAUUUUAAGAAAGCAGCAGCAAAUUUCAAGGGGAAGAUCCUCUUCAUCUUUAUUGAUAGUGAUCACACAGACAACCAGCGCAUAUUGGAGUUCUUUGGCUUGAAGAAGGAAGAAUGCCCAGCUGUCCGACUUAUCACUCUAGAAGAGGAAAUGACAAAGUACAAACCAGAGUCGUCUGACCUAUCUGCUGAAAAGAUCACUGAAUUCUGCAGCCUCUUCCUGGAGGGCAAGAUAAAGCCUCAUUUGAUGAGCCAGGAUAUUCCUGCUGAUUGGGACAAGACUCCUGUUAAAGUCCUGGUUGGAAAGAACUUUGAAGAAGUUGUAUUUGAUGAGAAGAAGAAUGUAUUUGUAGAGUUCUAUGCUCCAUGGUGUGGUCACUGCAAACAGCUGGCUCCUAUUUGGGACCAACUUGGGGAGAAGUUCAAAGAUCAUGAAAAUGUAGUCAUUGCUAAGAUGGACUCAACAGCUAACGAGAUUGAAGCCGUAAAAAUUCAUAGCUUCCCCACACUGAAAUUUUUCCCAGCUGGAACAGAGAAAAAAGUGGUUGAUUAUAAUGGUGAGAGGACGCUAGAAGGAUUCACAAAGUUUUUGGAGAGUGGUGGAGAGGAGGGAGCUGCUGAUGAGGAUUUGGAGGACUUGGAAGAAGCUGAAGAGCCAGAAUUGGAAGAUGAAGAUGACCAACUUAAGAAAGAUGAAUUAUAAGAGACUUAAUUUUCACAAACCAGAAAACACUAAGUGUGUGAGGAAGCAGGAUGGGAAUGUUUUAAAUGUCAGAGCUCUGAAAAUCCAGGGAAAACUAAUUUUUCAUAAAUAUUGUGGGCAAAGGGUGCUUAAACAUUGUUUAAUGGUCAGCAAAAUUUAUUUUUCACUGAGUUUUUUUUAACAUGUAUUUUUCAGUAAUUUUGUUUAUUUUGAUGUAAAGUGCUGCACUUUGUUUUAUUGCUUCUUGGAUUGUCUUGUCUCCCUAAUUCUUUGUGAGCUUUAAACUACUGGUGGAACAAAAGUCCUUGCAUGGCUGGUGCCCUAAAUAAAGGGAUGUGAACAUACAUCCAUGUAACCAUACUACCAUGUUCCCUUAACGGUUUUAUGUAACCACCUAGAGAUCCCUCCUGCGCUCCUCAUGAUCUCCCACACUGCCCUCUAGUGCUCAGUGAGCAUCAUUUUGGUGCAGUCUUCAGUAUUUUACUCAGUGGGGGAAGGAUAAAAGCCCUCCUGUUUAUACAGCAAGUACCAUCGUCACAAGUAUAUAGAAUGCCUUAUUGCAGUGUUCUGGUACCCACCGAUCGCUUGUGGUACAACAAUGUAUAAAUCUGUUCCCAGUGCUGUGAAAGUCUAUUCUGAGAAUGCAGCCAAUGACACGUUUGUCUCUGUAUGGGGAGGUUUACGCUUAAUCAAUGAUUCCAGAAAUGUUCAACCAUAUUUAAGUGGAACCUGAAGUGUUGGCCAAAUAAAAUUUAAUUUUAAUAAA
This is a messenger RNA of Bombina bombina (fire-bellied toad), 2353 nucleotides long. It is a transcript of the gene P4HB, whose product is annotated as prolyl 4-hydroxylase subunit beta. Lineage: Eukaryota; Metazoa; Chordata; Amphibia; Anura; Bombinatoridae. Gene Ontology annotation, biological process: response to endoplasmic reticulum stress; protein folding. Gene Ontology annotation, cellular component: endoplasmic reticulum. Gene Ontology annotation, molecular function: protein disulfide isomerase activity. The record is from RefSeq and is a predicted model, not a curated record.